AGCCUAGCAGACGAUGUCGUCGUGUGCAUAACUUGAUUGGAAGGUUCCGUAAAUUUUAAGAUACAUUUGAAAAAUUCAUAGAUCUGAAACUAAGAUUAUGAAUUUGAAGCGAUUUUGUCGGUUCAAUAUACUUUCAAACUUUAAGUUAAUGACAAUCUUAAGUCUUGUAGGAUGUAUUAUUAUUCUAUGGUUUUUAUCAUCUAAAAAGAAGGUAAUUGAAAUCGUUGUUAAUACUGACAACGUACCGAUUGCAAACCCUCACAAUGUGGUUGAAGAAAAAGAGAUCGCUGCUUCUCCAGAAAUACCUUCACAUUUUGUUUUUAAAUCCAAGCUGAAUCAAAAUAGUUUUGAGCCCUUUAAACCUCAAUUCUCAUCUUAUGCGGAAGCAUUAAAGUAUAUAGCAAUUGAGCAUAAUCAUAGAAAAACUGUCAUCAUAAGCACAGCAGAUGCAGGCUAUUUAGAUAUGACUUUAAAUUUUUUCAUUGGAUCAAUUAAAAGACACGGAUUAACGAAUUUUCUUAUGCUGUGUAUUCAAAGAGAAAGCUGUGAUAUUUUCCGAAACCACGGUAUACCAGUUUAUUACUAUUCUACUGAAAAUGCUGGUGGAUCAGCUAGCCGAUACAAUAGUCCAGAAUUCCGUAGAAAGACUCACAUUAAAACCAGGAUUGUUCUUGAUGCUUUAAAGUUAAACUACACUGUUGUUUUGUCAGAUGUAGAUAUUUUUUACGUAAAAAACCCACUUGAGCACUGGCCUUGCCCUGAUUGCGAUUUACAAGUAAGCAGCGAUUACGUGGAGGCUAAUAGUGGUUUUUACUUGGUUAAGGCAAAUGCUGCCGGUAAACUACUUCACGAAGAAAUGCUGAAAAGAGUUAGACCUAAUAAUUCAAAUCAGAAAACACUUAAUCCAGCAAUGAAGCACCUAAAAACUCAUGGAAAACUAAGAUAUCAUACUUUAAACAAUGUUAAAUGGCCUUGCGGAAUCGUUUAUUGGGAAAAUGAGAAAAGAAUGUGGUACACUGAUAAAUUUACACCAGAGCAUGUUUUGAUUCACAACAAUUGGAUAGAGACUUCUGAAGCGAAAAUUUACCGAUUUAAGGAACAUCAAAUGUGGUAUUUGGACAAAGAUAAGUACUAUUCGAAUGGAGAGGCCAAAUAUAUGACUUACUCUAAUCCAUUUAACUUCGAGAAAAAAACUCGUGGAAUAGAAGGAGACGCUCUUGCUGAUGCUAUUGGAAUAGCUAUGGCUCUAAAACGAAUAUUGAUAUUACCGAAGUUUCAUUGUGAUGGAUGUAAAUAUUCUGCAUGCAAGUCCCCGUCGAGACUUUGUGCUUUAAACGUCAGAUUUCAUUUACAAGAGUUUGAUAGGGAAUUUAAAAGUAUGUACCGAGAGCACGUAUUCUUAGAUCAUCCCUUUGUUCCUUCAAAUAUUAAAAAUUCUCAGUCAAAAGAAUUAUUGAUAGAAACGGACGAUUUGAAGCAUAACAAUUUUUCUGAUAUACCAUAUGGGAAGAAUCGCCGUUUUAAACCAAAAGAUACUGCGAAAGGUGCAACUUCUGACGAAAUUAUUGCGUGGUUUGACUCUGAAGAAUUCCGACACAUUUCUGUUUUACAUUUUAGGAUGAUGUAUAAUGCAUUUAAAGGGUUCACUGAUUCACAAGAAAAUAAUAAAUACAAAGAGAAAAUUCGACGUGGCCUUGUGAAAGGUGGAUAUAGACAAUACAGAUGGGAAAAUUAG
Molecule: messenger RNA, 1735 nt
Organism: Dimorphilus gyrociliatus
Lineage: Eukaryota; Metazoa; Annelida; Polychaeta; Dinophilidae
Source: the annotation of a GenBank genome assembly